Molecule: messenger RNA, 2561 nt
Organism: Aspergillus nidulans FGSC A4
Lineage: Eukaryota; Fungi; Ascomycota; Eurotiomycetes; Eurotiales; Aspergillaceae
Gene: EifCb
Product: translation initiation factor eIF3 core subunit b
Exons: 4
Coding region: 46-2262 (738 amino acids)
Biological process (GO): cytoplasmic translational initiation; translational initiation; formation of cytoplasmic translation initiation complex
Cellular component (GO): eukaryotic translation initiation factor 3 complex; eukaryotic 48S preinitiation complex; eukaryotic 43S preinitiation complex
Molecular function (GO): translation initiation factor binding; translation initiation factor activity; nucleic acid binding
Source: RefSeq, a predicted model, not a curated record
CAAGAACCGGCUGCCCCCUUCACAUCGCCAUCAGCGCUAACAACCAUGGCACCUAGCUUCGAGAACCUGUCGGAGCAAGAUCUCCACGAAGAAGAGGAGGAGGAGAUUGACUUCUCCGACCUCAAGGCGCAGUACGAAGUGAAACUUGAGGAGGGCUUGGACACAUUCGUCGUCAUCGAUGGACUCCCAGUCGUACCAGAAGAGAACAGACAGAAACUCAUCAAAUUCUUGCUGAGGAAACUCAACACAGUCGGCCACACCUCCGAAGAUGCCGUCUUCAUGCCCCUCAACGAGAAGAAUAUGUCCGAAGGAUUUGCCUUUGUCGAGUACGAAACCGCAGAGCAAGCCGUUGCCGCCGUAAAGCAGCUGCACGGAACGCCCCUUGAUAAGAAGCAUACUCUCCUCGUUAACAAAUUGAUGGAUAUCGAACGUUAUGGCCGGGAAGGACGUAUCGACGAGGAAUAUAAGCCUCCGAAUAUCGAACCAUUCACAGAGAAGGAGCACCUGCGCUCGUGGCUCGGGGACCCCAAUGCCCGUGACCAGUUCGCCCUUUACCGCGGCGACAAGGUUGGGGUUUUCUGGAACAACAAGAGCAACCCGCCGGAGAAUGUUGUCGACCGUGCCCAUUGGACACAGCUUUUCGUCCAGUGGUCCCCCAAGGGUACAUAUCUCGCCUCUGUUCACCCACAGGGGGUGCAACUGUGGGGUGGUCCGACUUUCUCCAAGCAAAAGCAAUUCCCUCAUCCCUUUGUUUCUCUCAUCGAGUUCUCGCCUGGCGAGAGCUACUUGACUACCUGGUCUGCCCGGCCUAUCCAGGUGGAGGAGGGCCACCCCGUACUGACAUACGAAGAGGAUGGAAAGAAUAUCAUUGUCUGGGACAUCGUAACAGGCAAGCCUCUCCGAUCAUUUGUUUCCCACGAUCUCGCCGGUCCCGAAAGCGAAGCGCAGCCCAAGAAGAAAGUUCAGUGGCCGGCUUUUAAGUGGUCCGCUGAUGAAAAGUACGUGGCGAGAAUGCUUCAGGGCCAGUCGAUCUCCAUCUACGAACUUCCCCGGAUGAACUUGCUCGGUAAGACGUCGGUUAAGAUUGACGGAGUGAUGGACUUCGAAUGGUCGCCGGCUACAGUCAACCGUGACGGUGUCAAGCAGUACGAGCAGCUCCUAUGCUUCUGGACUCCCGAAAUCGGCAGCAACCCUGCCCGAGUCGCCCUUAUGAGCGUGCCUUCCAAGGAGAUUGUUCGAACUCGUAACCUUUUCAACGUUUCCGAUGUGAAACUGCACUGGCAAUCCCAGGGUAACUUCGUUUGCGUUAAGGUGGAUCGUCACUCAAAGUCUAAGAAGUCUAUGGCCACCAACCUCGAAAUUUUCCGCGUACGGGAGAAGGGUGUCCCGGUUGAAGUGGUAGACAGUCUCAAGGACACCGUGAUCAACUUCUCGUGGGAACCCAACGGUGCUCGCUUCGUUCUCAUCACGACUGGUGACGCAUCUGGGGCUGGUGCGCCUCCCAAGACGGCCGUCUCGUUCUUCGCUCCGGAAAAGAAAGGUGUACAAGCCGGCAACUUUAAACUUGUUCGCACUAUUGAGAAGAAGACCAGCAAUGCUAUUUACUGGUCUCCUAAGGGCCGUUUCGUCGUGGUGGCGACUGUUCACUCGCAAUCAAACUUUGACCUUGAUUUCUGGGAUAUGGAUUUCGAGGGUGAGAAGAACGAUAACGAGAAGGAUCUAGCGGCCAACCUGCAGCUGAUGAAGACCGUCGACCACUAUGGUGUCACAGAUAUUGAAUGGGAUCCCACAGGUCGUUACGUUGUCAGUGGUGCUAGCGCGUGGACGCACCAGAUGGAAAACGGAUUCAACCUUCACACCUUCUCCGGAGAGACUCUUGCGGAGAACCCUACGGACAAGUUCAAGCAGUUCCUCUGGCGUCCUCGCCCUCCUACUCUUCUCAGCAAAGAAGAGCAAAAGCAAGUACGGAAGAACCUCCGCGAGUACUCGAAGGAAUUCGAGGAGGAAGACAAGUAUGCUGUCGACAUUGCCAACACCGCCGUUGUCGAGAAGCGCAAGCGUGUCCUCAACGAGUGGGUUGCUUGGCUCAAGCGCGAGAAGGAGCUACUCACCGAGGAGAAGGAAGCCUACGGCCUACCCGAAGAAGCCGACCAACCCAAGGCUGCCAAGGAUGCGCCCACCAACACAGAGGACAAGGGCGAGACGGUGGUCGAAGAGAUUGUGGAAGAGAUUGUGGAGGAAAGCGAGGAGAUUAUUGGUUGAAUUACCCUUUUCUCUUCUUUUCGUAUCUAAUUUCAUUCCAACUUCCUUUUUUUCUCUAUAUUGUCCGCCGUCUCGAUAUCCAGGCCCUCCCACCAUUUCCCUCUGCUGCCGCCCACUUUUCCUCCCUCCUUGUGUGCCGUUUGUGCUGUUCCAUUGGCGUGGUUCUAGUUUGGGGGUGGUCGUCUGGGACUGUUCAAAAGUGAAUAGAUAUUUUGCAUCUCUCCCGCUGCGGGAAAUCUAUAUGCAUGAUGUUGGUAGUAUGAGUAAUGACAGCAAUGACGAGCCACCAAGUACUUCAC